Messenger RNA from Drosophila ananassae, 1628 nucleotides. RefSeq names its product probable RNA polymerase II nuclear localization protein SLC7A6OS (gene fs(2)ltoPP43). Gene Ontology annotation, biological process: developmental process. NCBI's taxonomy places the organism in Eukaryota, Metazoa, Arthropoda, Insecta, Diptera, Drosophilidae. The record is from RefSeq and is a predicted model, not a curated record. The transcript is spliced from 3 exons. Bases 120 to 839 code for a protein of 239 amino acids.
GUAUUUAGAGGCAUUUUAGAAGUGGUCGCACUGGAACAGAAAUUAAAACGGCAGUAGCACGCUUAUUUGGAGCAAAUUUGUUUUAAAGUUGUUUUUAGGGUUUAUCGAGGAAAUUAAAUAUGCCAGCGGUGGUGCGAAUUAAGCGGCGCAUCGACGAGGAACCGCACACGGCCUUUGUGCUGAAUGGAAAGCGGCGACGUCUUCAAAACGACGAAAAUGCCCCGGACGACUUGGGAGAGGCGACAGGGGCGUCAGCAUCGGUUUCAGACAAAGACGAGCUGACCACAGUCCUCAAGUUUGCCGGCACGCUCGAAAAACAGGACGAUUGUGCUACCCGGCAAUUUGCAGCGGCCAGACUGAACAAAGCCACCGCCAAAGAGUUGGUCCAACAGCAACGCUCCAAUGACGCUGCCAUUGCCAGUGCCCUUCGACGAGAUCGCCAACGCCAGGAGGCGCAGCAAAAUGCGCGCGAACAGCGCUUUCGGGUGGUAAACUGCCUCCGCACCACACUCGAGGACCAGCCCACGGAAGAGGGGGCUGCCCUAAACCAGAAUCAAGAAUCACAGGCCGGCAAAGGUCACAUUACCAUUGUGGACAUUGAAUCCCAACAGCAACAACCACAGCAGUCCACUGGUAGUGGAGAUCAUGGCACUGCGGAUGUGCAGCGGGAUACAGAGUCUAACGUAGAUCAGCAGCAGCCGGCUGACUCCGAUGUGGGCUAUGUUUACGAUCUGUAUGUGCCAGAGAACGAGAUGCAGGCCGCCUAUGUGGACAUGAUGGACGACAACUAUCUAAGGUUGUAUUAUCCGUUUAAUUACUACAACACCUGCUACUGGUAAACAAUGACAGCGACAAUAGGGGCGACAGAGGCGCAGAGCCCGGUGAAAAAAAUUAUGUGUGACGCUGCCCACCAGCACCUCAACCCGACAAUAAUAAAUGGACUGCAACCAGCAACUCACAUUAAACUUAUUUAACUAAUAUUCGCAUCUGACAAAUGCUUCAAAUUCUGCGAAUCGAUUCGUUUAAAUAUGUACGCUUUGUUAAUAAUUAAAUGUCAGAGAAACGGUGCCGAACCACUUUCCUAUUAGUAUGUAAAGAGUUUAAAAUAGAAGAGAAUUCUUGGUAAAUUCCCAAAAGUGUAAAUGAAUAUUUUUAAUAUGUUUACGUAUAGAAAAAUUUAACAUUUAGGUCUUACGUUUUAAUGUGCCAAAUAUGAACAAAAAUAACCCCUUCUAAGUGUAAGCCUUUUGAAAUAAAAGUUUUGUGUAAAAUUUUACAAUUUAUUGUAGACCAGACUAUUGCCUGGCAUAAUUAUUCCGUUCUUUCGACAGAAUUUCAUGCAAAUGUCAAAUUACCAUAAGCCUAGAUUAAUUAGCCAUUAGAAUUGUAUGUUUUAGACUCACACGCACACUCAACGCCCAAUAUUUCACGAAACUGUUCCUUUGUGUUGUUUGCAAUUCGGUUGCCACUUGUCUUGAAUUGUCUUCAUUCCAAAAAACACAAACGGAUAGUGCUCUAAGGUCGAUAUACACGCAUAGUUCUAGAAUAGUUUUCCAUUUUGUUGGGGUCUAGCGUUGCCCGAAAUCGUAUAUGAAUAAAUAAAGAAACCGAUUCAAAUAUAUUGAGAA